Molecule: messenger RNA, 8611 nt
Organism: Pangasianodon hypophthalmus (striped catfish)
Lineage: Eukaryota; Metazoa; Chordata; Actinopteri; Siluriformes; Pangasiidae
Gene: ormdl3
Product: ORMDL sphingolipid biosynthesis regulator 3
Exons: 4
Coding region: 427-888 (153 amino acids)
Biological process (GO): intracellular sphingolipid homeostasis; negative regulation of ceramide biosynthetic process; ceramide metabolic process
Cellular component (GO): endoplasmic reticulum membrane
Source: RefSeq, a predicted model, not a curated record
UAAGCCUGAGCCCAGGAAAUGCUGACGCUCAGCUGUGCAGUGGUGCUGUGUUGUCAGCUGCUGCUCGCAGAGGAACUCAGGCACUCACACCUUUUCUCUUUUAAUACCACAAUCCACUCACUCCAUCUUUAUUAUUAUUAUUACUGUCACGAGAAUAAAGCGUCGCCAUGGAAACCGCGUGUGCAGUGAGGACGAAGACGUGACCGGAGACUCUGCAGAAUAAACACUGAGUCUGAAAUUAUAAUAACAACAAUAAAAUAAUAAUAAUAAUAAUAAUAAUAAUAAUGAUAAAACUCUGCUGAUAUGAAAUAAGCAGUUUACACUGAUCACACACUGAUUAUUAUUAUUAUUAUUAUUUUUAUUAUUAUUAAUCAUCAGUCACCAGAAGUCAGCUUUACUUACGUCCUUGCUUUUUUUAUCAUCACGAUGAACGUGGGCACGGCGCACAGCGAGGUGAACCCUAACACACGUGUGAUGAACAGCCGGGGCAUGUGGCUGUCCUACCUGCUGGGCAUCGGCCUCCUGCACAUCAUCCUGCUCAGCAUCCCAUUCGUCAGCGUGCCUGUGGUGUGGACACUCACUAACCUCAUCCACAACAUGUGCAUGUAUCUCCUGCUGCACACGGUAAAGGGGACGCCGUUUGAGACCCCAGACCAGGGCAAGGCUCGGCUUCUCACUCACUGGGAGCAGAUGGAUUACGGCGUGCAGUUCACCGCCUCGCGCAAGUUCCUCACCAUCACACCAAUUAUACUGUACUUCCUCACCAGCUUCUACACCAAGUACGACCGGGUCCACUUCGUCAUCAACACGGUGUCUCUGCUCACCGUACUCAUCCCCAAGCUUCCUCAGCUGCACGGAGUCCGGCUCUUCGGGAUUAACAAGUACUGAAGAUACUUUCCUCUCGCUCCCUGAGCCCUGCGCUCUCGAGUCGAAUCCGUCUUCGAUUCAGAGGUUUUUGAUGAAACACAGCAGGCUUGAGAUGUUGAGAAAUGAAAGAAAGAGCAACUUUGGCACGAGUCACUUAACAUCAUGUUAACCGGUCACUUGUGUUUUAACGUAAUCGGUUUCGAAGACUGAUUGUGAGUGAGAGCUUGUGGAGGUGCCAGGCAUCAAUUUGACCAGGAUACAGUACAAAAAAAAUUGAUGGAGUUUUUUUUUUCUUUCUUUUUUUCCCUGGACCCGAGUCUGUUUACGCUCAGAAUUCUGUAUGUUUUCGAACCCAGGUGCUGUCCUGAAAACUUAUCAAAGCACAGGAACAUUAGUGUUACGGUACCAUGAGCCCAAUAAUCCAAGCACAAGAUCAAAUACCAUAUCUGUGUGGAGAAACAAGAAAGAGAGGAAAAAUAGUUCAAGUCUAAUUCCUUCCCUUCAUGGACUUUACAUAGCAGUCAUGUCGUGGAUGUCUGUGUGAUUAGCUUUUAGCUUUUCUAAUUCCCUCUCAGUCAAGUAGGUUACUUUAACUGAAAUAACAGUGUUUGAUUUUGCAUUUUAUUUUCUUCCUCAUAUUUCUAGUGUCCUGCUAUGUCGUCUAUUAUUUGCGUAUUUGUUCAAAGCAUGACAAGGGGCUACUCUUAAUUUUUAAUGUUGUUUCAUUUUUAAUAUUUUAUUCUGUCCAUCAAUACACCACACUUUAGGAAACAGUCCACGAUGCAUCAGUGGAUUAUUUAAUCCCGAUUCUACACUCCUGCCUCAGAAACUUUGGGGGAUUUUAUCUCCUUGAUUUUAGGUUAAGCUCAACGUUGUGACGUAUUGUAAAGUCAGAGGUGUCCGUGCUUUGUAAAGCCACGAUUGGUCGUACGGAUCAGGGCAGCGUCACACUCUCUAACAAAAACUAGAGCACCAUAUUCCAGGAACAACUCACUGUAAAAUAUUUUUAGUAACCAGGACAAAUACAGUUAGGUUCAAUCAUUUAGGACAAUAGCUAUGUAAGGAAUAACACACAAGGGGCUGUGUUGUUAUAGGAAAAUAAUCCACGAUGUGUUGGUGUGAUGCGGCCCAACGCAAAGCGGAGUUCCUGUUACCACCUUGAAGUCGAUUAUUUUCCUAAAACAAUUCCUAUACUACAGCGAUUUGCCAAUGAUUACAAUUUUUAAUGUAUUAAUAAGUCAAACAUCCUACUUUUUAUCCAUUUAUAGUUACCUCUAAUGUUAUGGAAUGUCCACAAAACAAGUUUGUCACUUGCAUUAUAGUAGCUAUAAACAGUCGUUCCCUCACCAGCUUCUCUUUUUUUUUUUCUCUCUCUUGAAGUUAAUAAGACAAAAAAAAACGCAGCUCGUCUGUUACCUGUUACAAAGUGUAAACUCGUCUGUCUGAACACUUUCCUGUAGUGGAAUUUUACAGACGGUUACAAAGUGCUGAUGCUGGAAUCUCCUUCUAUAAUAAAAGUUUCCUAAUAGAAAUCCUAAUCACAUGAACAAUUAAACUUUUUUCUUCGUUAAGUAACAACACAUUUUUAAAAUCUGUUUAUUAGACUUAGAUUAUGUGGAGUGUCCAUCACUCAAGUCCUUGUGAGUUGUUACUAUAGAAACGAUCAUGGAUUGGAACAUCAAUUAAUCUUCUCAGUCGAGAACUCAGAAGUGCUGUGGUAUAAUACAAAACAAUUCCUGUGUUUCUAUCUUAACUCCAGACAGAAAAAGAAGAUUAGAGAAGCUACUCGCCAAAAUCCCCUAAAAAAGUGUCCUAACUUCAGGACAACCCAUUAUGAUGGCCUAUCUUCUAUAAUGUUUUCAUUUAUAACUUUAGCAGAAGGAUGAGUGCUUUCUCUGCUUUGUGUUAGCACAACAUUAGCUUGCUAGCGUGCCAUGAUUGGUUAAUCACCGUUCAGGGGCGGGGUUUAGUAUUGAAGAGUAUGGUCGUUGAAAAUCUGACCCUAAAUCAUCUUUUAAGCACAUCUAACUCAGUAAAUGAGUAUUUGCCAUUGAUCAUAUCGACUUGCUGGGAUUUCAGCGUGUGUGAAAGCAAUCAGCUCCCAGGGGUUGGGCUUCGAAUAGAACUGUGAAUGCGAUUGGCUGAAAUGGUCACGUUACUUCCUGUUUCAGAUUUCACAGUGUUGAAGGAAUUCAUAGUGUGGUCUGAAACAGAGAAGGCAUUUAAAAUAAACACAUUUUAGAAUAAAAAUAUUAUUUUAAUAUAUAAGCGCAAAAAAACAAACAAAAAAGUUGAUAAAUGAAAUAUUAAUUACUUAUUAGUUAGUUACUUAUUUAGUGUUAAACAUGUAGUUUAAAACAAGUAAAAAUCAUUUCGGUAGAAUAACUUUUUUAAUUUUACAAAAAUGAUUAAAACGGCAUAGCAGAUCUGCACCUUUAAACUUAUUUUAAAUAAUGCCAGAAAUUGUGAAUGUAGAUGAGUAUAAUAACCCAAAUAGCCCAGUAUCACUGACACUAACACCAGCUAGCCGGCUAGUUAACUGCUAGUAAACUAGCUCACGUUUUUUCACAAGUCCACACGAGUGGGAUUUCUGAGUCUUCAUUUGCGUCAUUUUCUCAGUGAUUUAUCGAACAGCAGCCAUUUGUUGUUAUAACAAAUAAAACUUUGUUCAUCACUAACAUUGGCUAAGAUGGCUUGCUAGCUAGCUAAACACAAAAUGUCAGAAACACAUAAGGCAGCGGCGUAAGCCAGUUGGCUUAUUGUUACGACCUGGUCUAGGGCAGGCAAUAAUGCAGAGAUGGCGAUCCACAGCUAAAUCUCAUUUUGCUAAACUGUGUGCACAAAGUAACGUAUGGAAUUCUGCAAUCAAGCCACGGUUCAGAUGGAAUACAAGAAAGCAUACUGCGAUUAUGAGCCCAGAAUCAGUCCUGGGUGUGGACGUGAGCAUUCAGGCCACAGAAGGCAGCAUUUUAGGAAAAACAUCAAUUCAGACAUGACUUAAUGCCACGCUGCCUCCAAACACAGCCCAAGAAGGAAGCACUGUUUACAUAUAGACAAAAUUCUGCGAGUACCACAUUGUCAUUUCCUGUUCUUGGGUGUGAUUAGCAUAAAGCUGUAGAGUUUAAUUAGUGACAUCACAGACUGAUCACAUAUCUAGCCCAGCCCCCCAGAUCAGUUUUAACCCAGUGUGUAGAGAAAGUCUGAUUUAACAAAAUAAGAAAAUUAGUAGCAGAUUUGAUCUAUAUAAUCUAUCUAAUCAGCAUCAGUAUCCAAGAGUUAAUAAUUUAAACAUUAUGGUUUUUAAUUCAUGGUUAAGAAUAAUAACGCUCCCAGAAUCAAUAGUGAGUCUUGUAGGUAAACAGCAUUUCCUACGCAUUUGGUUAAAGCGGUGUAUGUAAUCUGCUUAACGCUGUUCUGUCUGCUCUGGCAGCACACAUCCCGUUUUAGCAGUAAGACAGAGAAACACAGUAUUUGUGAACAGGCAUGGAGGUGGGGGUUAUUUUUAGAUUCUGGCUCGAGUCGUAUCAUUGGCCAGUUUCUCUUACUAUAAAUAGAGAUGCUUUUUUUGUCCUGUUAAAGCAGAAACGGUGAAUUUACCCAAACCAGGCUCUCGGUUUCAACUCUUUCGUUUCAGACCGUGCAUUACAGCAAGCUCAGUAACGGGAUGUAGUGAGUUUAAUGGUGGGGUUAGUGGUGCUGUCUGAUAGUGACGUGACCACUACCUUUAACACAAACAUGUGCAAGGAAGGGAGAGAGAGAGAGGGAGAGAGAGAGAGAGAGAGAGAGAGAGCAAAAUCAGUGUAUUUAUAGUUAUGUUAGGCUGCUUUAAGCUAAAUUCAUAAUAAGAAAUCACAUAAGAAUAAGCUAGAAUAUGGCAAAAACUGAAAAUCCUAAUAGCAGAGUGAAAUAUGUACAUGUCCAUACAUUUUCAUAUGUGAAAGAAAUCAGUGUUAUAUGACCAUCAUUAUUUCAGUAAUGGACUUAAAUUAAAAUUCCACUGUUUGUACUCAUAGGACAUUUUCAGCACAGUGUUUUAAAAUGAACUGCACAGAGAACAUGGAAAUGUCUUAAAUAUCUCACAGCAAACAUUUCUAAUAUUUCUCAUUAUGAGAUUAUUAUAUACCGAAUUAUUUAUACAUAAACAAUAAAACACUGCAGGAAGAGCUGCUACAGGAAAUAAUUCACCCUAACAGCACAUCCUGAAAUGGUUUAUUUGUCAUUUAUAGCACAACAGUUUGCCAACAAUUACAUCAUGCGUGCGUUUUACCCAUUUAUAGUUACAUUUAAUGUGUUUCUGUUCUGACUUAGCAGCUAUAAACCGUCGUUUCCUCACCAGCCUCUCUUUUUCUCUCUGUUGAAGUUAAUAAACACAGCUUUCCAUUUUACUGAGAAACCACAAAGUGUAAACUCGUCUGUCCUGGAGAUGUCGAAAAAGUUACAGCCUUACCUCUGACUGUAACAAAGCGCUGACACUGGAGACUCCUUCCAUAAAUGUUAAAUAAAUUACACACAUUUUUUCAACCAUUUAUGUGAAGUCCCUGAAAAUUCACUGUUACUAUAGAAACAAUAACAUAUCAGUAUAAAAUGUGAUUUGUACCUGAGCUACUGUCAGUGCUGCUGUUAUAGAAAAUUAAUCAAUACCCUCUGACCAAUCACAAUCCAGAAUUCAACAGUGCUGUGGUGUACACUAUAGAAACAUUAUCUUAUUCUACUGGUAAAUCAUUUUGCUUUUAGAAAUAAACUUGAAAUAAUCAGAAUUCUAAUGUAAUGUCAUGUAAUAUAAUGAAGUAAAAGAAAUAUAAAAAAAAUCAUUAUAUGCAUUAUUUCUUAUAUAAUAAUCUCAUAUGAGAAAUGUCUGGGAAAUUUGCUAUAUUGAAGACAUUGUUCACUUACGUAUUUUACAGCGUGUUUUUAAAAAUCAGUGAUGAAACAACGAAACAAGGCUGAGGUCGAGACAUAGAGCUGCCUCGUCCUCAGCAAAUCGGAAGUAUAAAAACAGUAAAAAAAAAUAUAUAUAUAUAUAUAUAAUUUUUAUACUAAAAAACUCCUCGUGUUAUUUUAUACAUUUCAAGAAUAUUUGUCAUCACUAAAAUUUAUUUUUAGAUGUCAUCACUAAAAAUUAGGCAUAAAAUUGGUACUUAUUAGAUUUAUUUAGUAUUAGUAUUUUGCUUAUAUUAGCUUACGUGUGUUUUUCUGCCAGAAUUUAGGAUCUGCAAAUUAUAUACACACCGCACUUGCAGAACAUAACAAUUUGAAGUGAGUCCCAUGAGCAUCCUAUCUAUAGAGUUUAUACAGUGUGGUGUGAAGAAAAAAAAAACAGUUCUGUGGGUAGAAACUCCUUGUUGAUAAAAGAGGUCAGAGGAAAAUGGCUAGAUUGGUUCCAGCUGCCAGGAAGCAUAUAAUAACUCAUAUAGUCGCUCUUUACAACCAUGAUGAGCAGAAAAGCAUCUCAGCAUGCACAAAACAUCAGACCUUGAGGUGGAUGAGCUACAACAGCAGAAGACCACAUCAGGUUCCACUCCUGUCAGCCACGAAUAGGAAUCUGAGGCUAUCAUGGGUACAGACUCACUCACACUGGACAGCUGAAGACUGGAAAAAGACCACGUGAUAUUUCUUUUCAGUCUUCAGCUCUCCAGUUUGGGUGAGUGUGUGCCCUUUCAUAUCCUCUGAACAGCUCUUAGAUUAUCUCAACAUCGGCUAUAUGUAUUUUAUCUGAUUUUGGUGAUAAUUUUCUUUUUACAACCCACAUUUAAUUUGUUAACUUCCUGGAAUUAUAAUUUAUAUAUAGAUAAAUUAUAAAAUAGGCAUACAUUUUCAUUUUUUCCCCAUUCAAAAACUAUUGGGGGUGAAUACUUUCGCACUCAGCUAUGGUCCUGUGGAACUGAGUGUUAAAUAAAUGGAGCGUUAUGUUCAUAUACUUUUGUAGAUGUAUUUAUCAUGUUUUAAAGAAUGUAAGCUACAGGAGAACAAUUGGGAUUUUUACUGCUUCAGUUAUACUGUGUAUUCUAACAUCUUUCACACGCACGCACACACACACACACACACACACACACGCACAUACACAGAAGAUUAUUCACAUUAACAGCGCAGGUGAGAGCCAGACUGAUGUCACACAGACCAUUUCCAUGGAAUUGUGUUUCAUUUACACAGAGAGGGAAGGAAAGAGAGAGGGGUGUGUGUGUGUGUGUGGUGGAUUCUCCAUUUCCUGAUAUCCUUGUGGAUUUUGGAGAGAAUCAGGAGUGAAAUCUGAACCAGACACUGGUGCCUUUAUGACUGUGGGACGCUUACGACUCCAGUGCAGCAUUCCAUUCUGACAUAUAUCAUGGAUAUAAUGGUCCUAUUUUAAACACAAAGCGCUCGGCCUGGCCCAAAGCACAACGUCCAUGAUUGCUGUGAAAUAUACAUCACUUCCUGUGGAAUUUUCUCCCUGCAGGUGCUGUUUUAUACUGAGCCCCUAAAGGGGCAAGAUGAGAUUUUUUUUUUUUUUUUUAAAUAUUUUUGCAUUCCCUCGCAAUACAUUUUGCAUUCCCAUCUCUGUAAAACCCUUCCUGUAUCCAGCUCAUUGACAAUUGAAGGUAUAUCACUUCAUUUCUCACUCAUAGACCAUAUUCUCCACUUACAAUACAUCUAUCUGUACGUGUAAAGCUGUCUGCUGUCCUGUAACUGAUCACGAAUAAUAAAAUUAUGUAUACCAUAACAAUGUAAUGCAUAAAGAGACUAAAGCAAGGAUUGCACAGGAAUGCAAAACUUAUUGUGAGAAAAUGCAAAAAAAAAAAAUAUAUAUAUAUGUAAAGAAAUCUCAUUGUGACCCUUUAAGGGCUGGAUAGCUUCAGACCAUUUCAGGAAAUUUCCGUCUUUAUAUUUUGUUCUGUGUUGCACAAAUUUACUGUUAAUUACUGUAUUGUGAAAAGCAAGAAAUGAACUGAAGCACAUAAAUGUUGGUUUUUGAUAUUAUAGAGAUAAUUAAACACUUAGAAUAAAAGUUCUGUCUGCUAUAAUCACUUCCUGAAUAAUUCUGAAUUCAUGCUUAAGCAGGAGUUGAACAGAGAGUUGCAAGAGUUGUGCUUCUCUGGAACUAUUCUGCGAUUUAUACUACUUCUAUAUUUGUAUAAGUGAAGAAUGCGCACAAUGAAGAAUGCACACUUCUUCACCUAUAAAAAAUGUAUUAGCAAUAAACACAUGCUGUGGUAUAAGAGCAAUAAAACACUUCAGGACAUUCUGUUAUGGGAAAAUAAUCAACAUCAGGGAUGUAACUGUAACUCCACUACAUCACACCACCCUGUCAUUGAUUAUUUUCCUAUAACAGCGUGUGUUUAUUGCCAACACAUUUUUUUUAUUUAUUAAAGAAGGACACAUCAUACAUUUCAUCUGUUUAUAGCUACUUUUAAAAGUUAGUUCCUGUUAUCACUUUUGUUAUAGCAGCUAUAAACAACGUCGUUCCCUCACUAGCUUCUCAUGAUGUUAAUGAGACAAACAGUUGGAGCUUGUCACAUUAAUGAGGAACUUUACAUAACUGUCACGUAACUGAGGAACUUUACUUGGUCACUGCAUGUUCAUGGUGUGCAAAAAGUACAAAUGAAGAAAGCCCUUGGGUCCAAACUUUUCACUCUUUUUCCCUGAAUAUGUUGACCACUGAAUCCAGAAUGCACCACAGAGGGAGUGACGAUAUUUCUCAAGCUGUAACUCAUUAAAAAUUACUUGCAGGAGAAUUUAUACAAGAAAUGUGUUGUUCAAGAAACUCCAG